GCCAGCGCGAGGAAAAGACCAACCAACAAGCCGUGAACUAUGACUGAACGCAAAACGUGGUGUCUGCAUUUGGGUCCUUCCCUCGUGUUCUCGGCAGCAGCCCUCAUGACAGUAGCAUGAGAGAUGACUGACCACGCCGCAGGGUGGAACAAAGGACAGAAGGUUGCACAUGCAGAAGAUGCCAACAGCUGGAGAUCAAUCUAUUUUCAUUACAUUUGAGUACUGAAAGAUGCUGUGGACAGGUUUACCUCCAAUGGAUUCUUGAAGUUGCUCCAAAACAAUUUUCCUGGGGGAAUCUCUUGGUGGAAGUCAGAGAGCGGGGACCAGGAUGUGGCCGCCUGACCUCGGGCCUCCAGACGUCCAGCUGACUCUUCCUGGUUUUGGGAGUGUCUUCGAGGAUGGCGAGGACCUUCAGGCGCCGCUGUCUUCUGGUGGUUUCUGCCAGUCAUCGAUACACGCAGGUGGUCUGUGCUGUCUACCAAGGACGUCCCUGUCCCUGUCCUCCCUGGGGCGAGACCUCACCUCAUUACUCAACUGUAAGACCAAUGGAUCCCACAUUGAAAAGACUAUGGAAGACUUUGCCACUACAGCACACAUAGACCCUAAAAAUACCCAGAGGUUUGGUUGUUACCCUAAGCCCUCCCUCCCUUUAUCCUAUAUGCUCACCAGCUGUGCCACAUCUCCUUCUUUCUGCUCCCCCUCACCCUCUGUUUCCUCCACCUCCUCCUCCUCAUCAUCCUUAUUUUUUGCCUCUUCCUUGCCUCUUUCUGAUGCCAACAACAAGUCAUCUCAGCAACAACCAAAGAUACAAGAAGAAUAUCACUCCAUUAAACAGGAGCCUGCAGAUGAUUUCUUGCCGUGUAAGAGGGAACCGUUUCAAAUGAACACCCACCAGGGGGAGCUGUUCCAUAUUGGCCAGCCCCUCCAAUGCCACAAUGGUCACGACAGCACCCAGACCCCUCUGCACUCUCCGAGGCUUAAUGGACCUGUAGGACAGGACCCUAUAGUGGACCAACAGGAGCAGCUGUGUCAUUGGAUCGACUGCAGCGCCACAUACAGCAGUCAGGAGGAGCUGGUGAGGCACAUCGAGAAGGUUCACAUCGACCAGCGUAAAGGGGAGGAGUUUGCCUGUUUCUGGGCCGGCUGUGUGCGGCGCCACAAACCCUUCAACGCUCGCUACAAGCUGCUCAUCCACAUGAGGGUUCAUUCUGGAGAAAAACCCAAUAAAUGCAUGUUUGAGGGCUGCUCCAAGGCGUUCUCCCGUCUGGAGAACCUGAAGAUCCACCUGAGGAGCCACACAGGAGAGAAGCCGUACAUCUGCCAGCACCCCGGCUGCCUCAAGGCCUUCAGCAACUCCAGUGAUCGGGCCAAACACCAGCGUACACACCUGGACACGAAGCCGUACGCCUGUCAGAUCGCGGGCUGCACCAAACGCUACACGGACCCCAGCUCGCUGCGGAAGCACGUCAAAGCUCAUUCAGCCAAAGGCCUUCAGGAGAGGGAGGUCAAGGUUCAAGUGCACACCGUGCUGGAAUCGGACAUUCUGAGCGAUUGUCUGGCGAGGCAGCAUCUCCACAGCUCGGCCUCUUCCCACCAAGGAAACAGUUCACCUUUACCGAGCUUAGAUGACUUCACAGGUGUUUACUCAAACAGCAGCACCGUCCACAACAGGGGGAAUUCAGAGUUUCUCCCUCCAUCAGCAGACACCUGCUCCAGGUAUCAAGGCUUAGAAGGAAACUUUGACGCCAACAGUCCAAUAUCUUCGUUAACAAGCCCGGGGAGCAUGAGAGAGGGGAACAGACCGACAUCGUUGUUCCUGACCGCUGACGUCAGCCCUGUGAGCUCUUCAUCAGACCGGGUUGACGUCCGGCUGCAGGGCUUCCAGAAAACCUACAGCCACCAACCGCAAGUGUUCUCACAGCAGCAAGGCUGUCUGUAUGGAGAGGGAAAAGUGGUUCAACCAGUCAACGAUGGAGGCUUUGAACCCGCCAGUUACUUCACAAACCCCUCCACCUCCCACUCCACAGGGUUCGACUUGUUGCAGGACCUGCAGGGUCAGGCAGGGGGCGGUUACUCCAUGUCUCCCUGCCCAGACGACAGCUUCCUCUUCCAGGCAGGUGGCGUCGACCGCUGCCUCAAUCAGAUCUACUCCAUCUACCUGGACUCAUGAUGACGGCCCAGAACCAGACACAAAAUCAGAAUCACUUUGUUUUCCCAAGGACAGCAUGUAGCAUGAAUGAUGUGUGAUGGACAAUCACAUCCACGAUACGCUGCAAACCAAAAGCUGCAGUUGUCAGCAUUGGUCUUGUUCUUGACAGAUGUGAAAAAUACUCCAGCUGAAGUUUUAACAGUACAAAGAAAAGUCCAAAAAUUUACGAGAGGCAGAGCUGGGGGCAAAGUGAUAAACAUAAACGGCCAAAAAGGAAAUCUGGUCAAAUUAAAGAUGUAAAUAGCAGUGACUUUUUUAUUCAGAGAUGACCACGGUAUUUGUGAUCUGGAUAGAACGAGCUAUACGCUUCAUUUGUUAGUUUAAUCUUUUGGAAAGUCAGGUAGCUGGCUCUCUGGCUCUGCCACUGAUGUUAGACUCAACCAGUGAGGUUUACUCUGCCUCCUCGGCAGCUCUGCCACCAGGAAAUGUUUAAACAGCAAUGUUAGGAACCAUAAUGUUAGUAUGUGUAAUGUAUAAGAAAUCCCUAAGCUGCAUUUAGUGGUACAAGCCCCUAAAGGAAUUUAGGAAUUUAUCAUUUUGGGAAAUAUGCUCCUUCAAGCUUUCUCUGAGAGUUAGAUGAGAGAGAUUGAUCCCACUCUGAAACUUGUAUGGUAAAUAUGAAGCUACAGCCAGCAGCAGGUUAGCUUAGCUUAGCAGAAAGUCUGAAAAACAGGGGAAACAGAGAGUCUGGCUCUGUCCAGAGGUAACAAGCCUGCUGGUUUAUUUACAUUUACCUGGAGUGGAGCUGCACAGGAGGAAACUGCAGAGGAGUGGAGUGUACAGUAAACUGUAGCACGGCUGCCCCCAAGUGUCUGCAUGAGUGUAUAUACUGCAUAUACAACAUAUACAGCCUGUGGAACCGAGUGGAUCAGUGUGGAUGACUCCUGGGACUGGAAAACAAAACCAGCACUAAAACGUAGUUACUCUAAAGCGUUCCUCUGUCACAGGGAGGUGAGAGGUGCCAACAGAUAAGUUUUAAUACGUGUAAUCUAACAACAAUCAAGUCACAAGCAUAAUCAUUCUCCUUUUUUUAUAUUGUCUCUUGUUGCUUCAGCACAGUGCCUUUAUGUGUUUGUUGUACAGUUUCUAUCAGUGUUAUAUUCAUUGAGGGAGGUGUGCAUUGUUUACAAUAAGUUCUCUGCACUCUUUUCUGUCUCGUCACAGAGACUUUAGGAAAAUGACCAACCAGAAAAUGUUUACACUGAUUUUGUAGCAAGUCAGAGAUUUCUUAUUAUUGUCACUGAACAGUGUAUAGACUGUAUAAAAAUGCAUCUGUCUUUUAUA
Messenger RNA from Toxotes jaculatrix (banded archerfish), 3493 nucleotides. It is a transcript of the gene glis1a, whose product is annotated as zinc finger protein GLIS1. The transcript has 10 exons. Lineage: Eukaryota; Metazoa; Chordata; Actinopteri; Toxotidae. The record is from RefSeq and is a predicted model, not a curated record. Gene Ontology annotation, cellular component: nucleus. The coding region runs from base 329 to 2170 and encodes 613 amino acids. Gene Ontology annotation, biological process: regulation of transcription by RNA polymerase II. Gene Ontology annotation, molecular function: RNA polymerase II cis-regulatory region sequence-specific DNA binding; DNA-binding transcription factor activity, RNA polymerase II-specific.